UAGUCGAGUGUUGAUGACGUCAAGUAUGCGACACGAGUUCAUGCCUGCAGUUGUGUUUAAGUUUUGACAAGGCAGUUAUUUGCAGUGAUAGAAGCUAUUUUUGUUAUUUAUUUUUACAGUCAAGGGUAACUGUGAGCCGCGUACACGGGAUUUGGAUUAUCUAGAAAGCUACCGUGAGCGAAAUCGUUUUUUAAAAGUCAUUUUGAAACAGCAAGGUUAGCUAGCUAGGCUCAUUUCAGGUCAUUGAGUCACAUAAAUGACAGCAAGUGCUAUUUUGUUUAGUUUAGUUUAGUUUAGUUUUGUUUAUAAAGACAGUUUGUAUUCUGUAUGUAAGAUAUGAUCAAAUCUGUGAGUAGAUCUUAAGUUUAGUAAUCAUUCAUUUACUUUCAUUUUUAACAAGCCCAGAAAUAAUCAGUCUGAACAUGAGCUCUCCCUUCAUAUUGAAAAUGAGAAUAUUAUUGAAAUCCUUCACACCCUUUCCUCACCAGAGAAGUUCAGCUGUAACAAUACUGUCUGUGUGUAAGCCCUCACAGCUGCCUCUUUCAGUACGCUUUCUGUGCACAAGAGAUCCAAACCCAAAAGGACGACAGGCACACACAAAGAACAAUGGACAGGGGGUUGUGAAAAAGAGUACCACCACAAGUAGGACAGAGGGAUCAUGGAAUGAUGGUGGGACGGGAAGAGGUAAAACAUCGACUGUUCGGCAGAGUCCUAUCUUCCCUAAAUCUGUGUUUGCUGCUGGGACGGCGAAGAGGACAACAGAGAUGUUGAUGAAGAAAUCAGCUGUGGUCUCUCAGGAUCACAAUCUGCAUGUAGCGGAGCCUGAAGGGAUGACAACUAGAAGAGCAGCAAAGAUGCAGCCUCCUGACCGGCCGCUCUCUGCUGCUGAGUGGAAGAAGAUGAAGGAGUCUUUGGGAAAUUCAGAACGCUUUGGCACCGGGAUGAUGAGCGCACUUUAUAGCUCUGGGGCAGAUCUUGAUAUUGCCAAAUCCCUGCUGACUUUUGUAGCCAUGGAAACGGGGACGCUGUCCUAUGAGCUGCUGCUGAGGUACCUGACGCUCUGUGUGAGUGGAGGCCAUGACAACGAGGUGUUUGAUGUCUACAACAUUAUGCUAGGAAGUUUCCCUUCUCUGGAGACGGGAGCCUCCAGCCUCUUCAUCAAGUCCUUCGGCAGGACAGCGCGGUGGAGGGAGGCUGUCAACAUCCUGCACAGGCUUAAGAAGAUCUUUACCCCAUCACAACGCAACUAUAGUGAUGUCAUCUCAGCAGCCAUGUUACACGGGGACACGACCACUGCCUGGGCUCUUUAUGAUGAGUUAAUAGAAAAGGGUCUGAGCCCAAUCCAGGAGACCUGGGAUGCUUUGUUUAAGGGCCAUAGCUCAAUUCAUGAAGAAGAGGGGACGGAGGCACAGACUAUGUCUCAGUCUGACGUCCAGGAAAGGUUGCUGGGGAUUCUGCUCUCUAUGAGGAUCAACCAGAUCUACCCACAGCACAGCCUGGCCAGCAGCAUCAAGACCUGGUUUGAGAGCCUCACAGGAGAGCACUGGUCCGGGAGUUGGACCGAUGCCAGCCCAAAGGGUGUGUGUAGGUGCUGUGGGUCUGCACUAGAGUCCAUCCAGCUGACUCAGGAAGAGUACCAUCAGCUCAAAUACAGAGUGAUGUCUGACAUCAUCGAGGGAAAAGAUGUUUUUAACAAGACUACACCAGAGGAGUUGGAGAAGUUCAAGGGAUUUGUGAAGAAGAAGCCCACUUUCGAUGUUGUUGUGGAUGGACUGAACGUAGCAAACUUCAGCAAGGACAAAAGCAAAAUGUCAGAGAUGUUGUUGGCGGUGGUGUCAGAGCUGGAGCAUCAGGGCCUCUCUGUUCUAGUGUUGGGGAGGAAGCACAUGCUGCGGCCCUCCAGAUCCUGGGAGAGACACAACAUGGACCUGAUCAGGCAGAAAGCUCAUUGCUUUUUCACUGACAAUAUCUCAGAAGAUGACCCUUUCUUGUUGUAUGCCACCUUGCAUUCUGGGAACCACUGUAAGUUUGUGAGCAGGGACCUGAUGAGGGACCACAAGGCUUGCCUGCCAGACGGAGCCGCCAGACAGCUCUUCUUCAAAUGGCAGAGAGGCCACCAGCUGGUUGUGGAUGGGUUUGUUGCUUUGGGCAGGAGAGUCCGAUUUCAGAGUAUUCCCAGCUAUGACACCAUCGUUCAGUCUACAGCAGACUCGUGGCACCUUCCCUACGAUGACACAGACGACAGGUGCACCUAUGAAGUACCACAACGAUGGCUCUGCCUCAUCAAAAAGCACUAACCUAUAUGCUUUCAAACUUUCAGGCUGUAAAUAAAAUAUUUUCUACAAACAACUAA
Molecule: messenger RNA, 2353 nt
Organism: Labrus mixtus (cuckoo wrasse)
Lineage: Eukaryota; Metazoa; Chordata; Actinopteri; Labriformes; Labridae
Gene: prorp
Product: protein only RNase P catalytic subunit
Exons: 10
Coding region: 423-2297 (624 amino acids)
Biological process (GO): mitochondrial tRNA 5'-end processing; tRNA 5'-leader removal
Cellular component (GO): mitochondrial ribonuclease P complex; mitochondrion
Molecular function (GO): ribonuclease P activity; protein binding
Source: RefSeq, a predicted model, not a curated record